AUGAGGUGGAAUAACAACACCUUAGGGUUUGUUCUUAGGAGGAUGUCCCAGAUAGUGUCUGAUGGUAGUAGGACUGGCAAGUGCAUCAAGGAUAAGGAUGUAAACUCUGUGGCAAAGGCUCUUAGGGAGUACAGUGGUGAAGCUGUGAGCCCUACUCAAGUGUACAAUCACUUGAGGAAGUGGAGGCAGAAGUGGGCUAGGGGCCACCCUAAGGAUGCUGAGUUCCUCAACACACCUAUUAGGUUCUACACUGAGAUGGAAAACAUCUUUAGUAGUGCUAUGGCUACUGGUAGGUAUGCCCUAGGGUCUAGUGAGCCACUUGGGGUCCACCAAGCUGACAGUGUGGCUGCUAACAUAGAGGGACAUGGUUUCAUUAGUGUUGCUGAUGUCAAAACCAGCACUAUGGUUGGUGAGGGUAGCAAGGCAUCUGAACUACUCACUUCCAUAGCUGGGCCAAAGAGGAAGAGGGCAAACUUCAGUGGGGAUGAGAUGCUUAUGAUGACUGACACGACUUAUGUUGUCAACAAUGUGGCCAAUACACUUAGAGAGACUAGGCCUACACAUGUGGAUCCUGCCCUCUAUCUUGCAGUCAUGGAGAUGCAGGGCUUCACUGAAGAAGCUCUCAUUGUUGCCUACACUUACCUGCUGGACAACAAGGCCCUUGGCAGGGGCUUUGUGAACAUGGUGGAUAGCCAUAGGGAUAUUUGGCUAAGGAACUACCUAGCCAAGAACUACUACAUGUAG
Miscanthus lutarioriparius is the source of this 744-nucleotide messenger RNA. The record is from the annotation of a GenBank genome assembly. Lineage: Eukaryota; Viridiplantae; Streptophyta; Magnoliopsida; Poales; Poaceae.